Parasteatoda tepidariorum (common house spider) is the source of this 4642-nucleotide messenger RNA. RefSeq names its product PSME3-interacting protein. NCBI's taxonomy places the organism in Eukaryota, Metazoa, Arthropoda, Arachnida, Araneae, Theridiidae. Gene Ontology annotation, cellular component: nucleus. The record is from RefSeq and is a predicted model, not a curated record.
GAUCAUCAAUUCACAUCAAUCUACCAUGAUCAAUCCAAAAUAUUUGUUAUAAGAUUUUUUUGACCGAAAGAAAAGCGAAGGAAGUUUUUUUUAUAAAUAUAUUUAUAGAAGCUUCUCUGCUCUGUGAAUUUAUAAGAUUACUAUUUUUAAAAAUAAGUAAUCAAAAUUAAAUGUACUGUUCCAGAAUAAGUAUUUAUUAACUACUAUACCUUCUCAUCUUCGUUUUAAAAUAGUUCAUUUCGUCGUUUACUGAACUCAAUAUGACUGACAGCAGCUUGAAACGUAACUUCGUUACAGAAGCUGAAGUAGAAGCUCUUAAACAGAAACGUCAAGAAGAGUGGGAAAAAGUUCGAAAACCUGAUGAUCCCUUAGAGGCCCCUGAAGAAGAAUAUGAUCCUCGUUCUCUUUAUGAACGAUUGCAAGAGCAAAAAGAUAAAAAGGAAAUGGAACUUGAAGAGAGCCGUCGUUUGAAGAACCUCAUCCGGGGAUUAGAUGAUGAUGAAGUGGCCUUCCUAGAGUUAGUUGAUCAGACGAAAAUUGAAAUGGAAACAAAACUUUGGGAGGAAGAACGAAAAGAAAUUCAAGAAUUCAGGCGAGCAGUAACCAACCUCACGGAAGAGGAACGGGAAGUAAAGCUUCAGCAUUUGCGACAAGCUCUAAAUUUGCCAAAAAGUGGUGCAAAUAAAAAGUCACAGCAUGCUUUACUGGCAGGGGUCUUAAAAAGGAAAGCAUCAAGUUCUUCUAACAGUCCUGACAAAAGUGAAGGAAAAGAAAACGAUGCUAAGCGGCCUCAUCUCCAAAUCCAUGAAUCACCAGUCAAAGCUCUGCAGAAUCAGAAAUCUAACAUCAUAUCAUGCCUCGGCGUUCUUCCAGGACUUGGCGUUUAUUCCGACAGCAGUGAUUCCGACAACUCUUCUGAUUCAGAGAUAGAUCCUAAAGAUCUUGAUUAUGGUUUGUUGGGGAGGAGGAAUGCGGAAGUUGUACAGGCUGCUGCACAUGAGCAGCAACGAUAACUGAAAUGACUGAAUGGUUUAUGAAGUUUGUUUGUUUUUUCAAUGGAUUAUGUUGAUAAAUCUUUACACUGGGUUGUCACUCCACAGGGAAAAUACGGGGAAUUUUUAAAUCACCUAAGAUAACAGGGAAAAUGCAAGGAAUUUUGUUUCUUACAUGGUGCGUAGCGUUUUUAAAAAGUGCUUAAAGGUGCUUUUUUCAUUGGGUGUUUUUAAAAAGUGCUUAAUUUACCGUUUUCCAAAAUGAAUUUUUUUUUCUUCACCAUGUCGAUUUUUGCCAUGUAUUAUGCAAAGGCGUGCUUUUCACGUUUUUUAUUCAGCGUUUUCACAAUUCAUUCAACUACAAUCUAUUUCGACGCCCUGUCGGUGAGAUUCUUGCACUCUCAUGUGCAAUUCUGCUGCAUUUUGCAAGAUAUUCUCAAUUUCCGGCUUCAUUUUCCUCCCUCUGAAAUCGAACUGAAAAAUCUCUCUUUUUAUGGUGGUUAGUAGUAAUCAAGAAAAAAAACUUAUUUGUCAGAAACUAGUUAUUUUAUCAUAAGCGUGUAAAGUCUUUGAAAAUUAUUUUAGAUUUUGUUAAUGUGUAUAGUACUUAAAAAUAUUUUUGAGUGCUAAAAAAGUACUUAAAAGGUGCUUAUUUUUUGUUGAAAGAUUUGGCUACUCACCCUGUCAAACAUAAUCCAUGAUAUAUUUAAGAUGAUAUUUCAGCUAUAUUAAACUAGUUCAUUUACUAGAGCAUUAUUUGUUUUAAGUAUGUUCAGUUUUUUUCUUCAAGUUUUUCCAUCAAUUAUAACUAGCAUAGUUAAAUGGAACUCAUACCACUCAUACAAGAGCACAUUGAUUGUGUGCUUCCUCUUUAUAUUGUGUAUAAUAGGGGUACACAACCGUUUUGAGUGGAGGGCCUCUUUCACUGCAGGUAGAUUAACGAAGGUCCGCACGCAUAUUUAGUCACAUUUGCGGCAAAUAUGAUAAUUUUUAUAAAAACAUUAGUGUUCUAAGCGCUAAAUAUUUUCAUCUGUAAACUUAAUAACAUAUUUGCAGAAAAUUAAAUACUUUUAAUUAUUUGAAUUAAUUUAAAACUAAAAAAACUAUUUCCAAUUUUUACUAUCAUCAAUUUAUCAAAUAUAUGCAUAUAUACAUAAAUAUUAGGGAGUGUAUAAAUUCUAACCAAAAAGAAGCUUGCGGAAUGUAAGUUGAAAAGAUAUACAUAUUUUAUAGAAUGAUAAAAAUUUGAAUUUAAGUUUAAUAAAACGAAAUUAAAAUAAAUUGUUUUGUUACAUUCAGAAGUUUUCAUGGGCCGCACGUCAACCGUUGGCUGGCCGCAUGUGGCCUGCACUCCUAGUGUAUAAUAUGUACAAGAAAAAUGCAGUGAAUUUUUUCCCCGUAUUUGAGUGGCAACCCCAUUACAGUUUAGUGUUUCGAUUAAUUAUUGUGUUCUGCAUUGACAACAAAACUGUUAGUGUAUGUAUUAAAAAAAAAACGAUCUUUCUUCAGAAUUCUUAUGAUCCCUAAAGUAGUUUUAGUUAAAGUACGAAAAUAAGGUAUUUUUUGUAAUAGACUCAUAUUCACCUCCACACCAUGUAUCUAGUUGUGAAAUGAGCUAGAAUGCAUAUUUAAUGUUAAAAUUGAAAGCUAAUGAAAAGAACUUAGUUAAUUUUUCAUUACAAUAUUGGCACCAUUUCUUUAAAUUUGAAGAGCAUAUCAACCUUGUUUUUUUUUAGUAACUUCAAAAAAAUAUUGUAUUUAGUGAUUGCAAAGCUAUGCAUUUCCUCCAAAAUUGUCUUUUGAAAUGUGUGUUUUAUUUAUUCAAAAGUGUAAUUUCCACCAAAUCAUUUGUAUUCUAUAUAUAUUGAAACUUUUCUUCGUAUAUUUACUAUUUAAUGUAAUAUAUUAAAUAGAUUUAUAUAUAUGUAUCAGGGACCGUGGGGGGCUGGGAGACCCUCUAAGGCCCCUUCUAAGAUUACAAUUUUUCACCCUAUAUUUGUGUAAUGAAAUUUACAAUUAAACAGAAGAAGAAAAAACAAAUUUUAAAGUCAAUUCUUCCUUAGGUCAACAAAGAAAAAUUUUAUUUUAGUUACUUUUUUUUAAAUAAUUACAAUUUUUCUUCUCUAAAAAACUUACAUUUAAUUCAUGAAUUAAUAUUUGAACUUGAAUGGAUUAUUAAAAAAUAUUUUGUUAAGGAUUGAAAAUUUGGGCAAGAUAUAGAGAGAACAAGAAUAGUAGGAAUCGAAAAAAUAGAUAAUUUUAUUGUAUCUAUAUUUUAAAAAAUGGAUAAAUAACCGUCUCUAUUUUGAGCGAACUUUAAUAUUUCCUUGGUGAAAAUGCUACCAACUCUCUCUCUCCCCACUUAGAGGAAAUAUAAGUCCCUAUUACUGACUGAUGGGAAGAUUGAAACAGAAUAGAACAGUGAAACAGAAUAGAAAAACAUUAUCGUUAAAUGAGAGAGGAAUAAUGUACGCAAUUUAAUUCGAAUUAUAAAGUUGUCAUGAUUCUGAUUCCUCUCCCAUGCAUUUGAUUGACCCCUGACAUGAGGGUGAGGGACACUGGAAAUGUCGCUACCCCUAGAGUGGGGGUGGAAGGAGAAAAAGCGGACUUUUGUGAAAUAUAAUUUUAAGUGUAGGCGGUCACUGAUAUGUAUUUAUAUUCAAACCUUUCUUUAAGUUCCAUUUUUCCUAUAAUGCAAUUAAAAGAACAAACUCAAUGUCUUGACUUUAAAAAAAAAAAUUAACUACAAACGAUAAUAGAGCAUUUUAAGUAACAUUAAAUAAAUAAUAAUUAAAAUUUCAUCAUUUAAAGGUGCAUCAGAAACAAGGUUGGAAAAUAUUAAAUAACAGAAAUGUAAUGAAAAAGACUUGCAUGUUGCUUUUAAUACUUAGGAAUAAUAUUUAAUAGUUAUUAUUUUAAUAAUUAUUAUGAGUUUUUUUGAUUAAUGUACUUUUAAUGAUGUUAUACUAUCUUUUUCCAAGCAUGAAUUUGUAUAUUUUUUGUGAGACUUGAUUUAAUUUUGUGGACAUUGAUUAUGGAUUUAUUUUCCUUUGCUAAAAAUUUUAUGUGGAUAGCUGUCAUUUUGUAUGAUGAAGAUGAAUAAAUAGUGGUCUUUAUUAAAGUUUUAGAAAAACAUUCUUUUACCUGCGGACUCAUCAGCAUUUUCAUUUUGGAGGUGCUUAUUUUUGAUUUGUCUUUUUUAAAAGCCCUUAAAGAAGCUUUUUUUGUUUGGGAUUUGUAAAAAGUGCUUAAUUUUCUAUAUCAAGUGAUUUUCUUCUUUGCUGUAUCUAUUUUCAUUCUAAAUUACAAAAAAAUGCAUGAUUUUCGCAAUAUUUAUUAAAAACUAGUUAUUUUAUCGUGAUUAUGCAAAGCGUUUGGAAAAUAUUUUUGAAUUUUAUUGAUUUUAUGUUUGUAAAUUAAGAACUUUAAAUGAUCGAAGAAAGUAAUUUUUAUUAAUGUACAGAUCCUAAUUACGAUUUUUUUUGAAAGGUGCUUAUUUUUUGUUGAAGAACCUGCUAAAUAUGCAAAGAAAAUCAGACAGGGUUUCCACUCCACAGGGAAAACCUGGAAAAUACAGGAAAUUUAAAAAUCACCUAAAAUAACAGGGAAACUGCAGAGAAUUUGAUUUUUUUUUUUACAAGCAGGGAAAA